Molecule: messenger RNA, 7336 nt
Organism: Cryptotermes secundus
Lineage: Eukaryota; Metazoa; Arthropoda; Insecta; Blattodea; Kalotermitidae
Product: epithelial discoidin domain-containing receptor 1
Biological process (GO): protein phosphorylation; cell surface receptor protein tyrosine kinase signaling pathway; multicellular organism development
Cellular component (GO): signaling receptor complex
Molecular function (GO): protein tyrosine kinase collagen receptor activity; ATP binding; collagen binding
Source: RefSeq, a predicted model, not a curated record
AGCCACUGUUGGAGUGUACUGCCACUUGAAGUAGUCCAUGAGCAGCAAGGAUUACUGCGUCAGCAUCCAAUGGAGCUUUCGAGUGGUGAGGUAUAACGAAGAGGUUGUCAAGUGUCUCCUGCAAGAGAACAGAAACACAAUCCGGCUUCCGCUUGUAGCAGGGAUUUUCACAUUCGGAUGUGGAACACGUUAGCUACUGACGAGAUGGAAGAUGGACUUCAGUCGGGAAUGAGACGAGCGGGAAUUGCUAAUCAUCUGCCUGUUUGAAAUGAACAUCACUGCGCAUUAACCGACAAAACAAUUACGGGAAUAGGCUUACAGUAAUUCUUUUCAUGUUGUGACAUUUGACAAUAUAAUUCGAGUGUGUUAAAUAUUAAUCGCGUAUUUCAGAAAUUACAGUUGUGGCUAACGGAAUUUAUAUAUAGUUUCGAAACUGUUCAAGGCCGGCCAUUUCGAGUGUGUUCUAUCGAAGCAAUGUGGCAAAGCGGUAUCGGUCGGUAAUACCGGGUUUACGUAGCGAUAUCGGGGUAUAAAACCGCGACGGGUUCAGUGACGUGUGCGCGCGCGUGUGUGUGUGUAUAGAUGUGAAAAUGACGAAACAGCUUCAUAGACUGGCGUCAAGACGAAGCGUCGCCGUCUCGACCACGGCGAUAGUUCUCCAUCUUCUGAUAAGCCUCCGACUUCUUCCUGAAGCAGAUGCUGUAUUCGAUCGCGGAGAGUGUCGGGCUGCGUUGGGUAUGGAAGAAGGACGAAUUCCGGACACCGCCAUCACAGCAAGUUCGUCGUACGAGGCCAAGUCCGUGGGCCCUCAGAAUGCUCGGAUACGACAAGAGAAGAAUGGCGGCGCUUGGUGCCCGAAGGCCCAGAUCAGCAGCGAAGUGCGUGAGUACCUGGAAGUUGACCUUAUGCGUCCUCACCUGAUAACGGUGACAGAGACGCAGGGCCGGUUCGGUAACGGCCAGGGGCGAGAGUUCGCGGAGCAGUUCCUGGUGGAGUACUGGCGAGACGCUCUGCAGCAGUGGACCGUCUACAAGGACGCGCGUGGACAGAAGGUCCUGGCUGGUAACACCAACACGUACCUAGUGAUGCGCCAGGAGCUGGAACUACCCUUUGUGGCCAAUAAGGUCCGCUUCAUCCCCUACAGCCUGCACACAAGGACGGUGUGCAUGAGGGUGGAACUCUACGGAUGUCCCUGGGAACAGAGCAUAGUAACGUAUUCAGCGCCUCGGGGAGAGGAGGAAUCGUCCCUGGAAGACCUGAGUUAUGAUGGAAGUUUGGACGGCGGCCACAUGCGAGGCGGUCUGGGACAACUUGUGGAUGGGCUGUUCGGUGACGACCAUAUACAGGAUCACACGCCAGAUAGCAGAUGGGUCGGGUGGCUUAACAGUUCGCUCGAAGGACAGCCCCUUGAGAUCACUUUUGAGUUCGACGGACCCCGGGAGUUCUCCGCAGUCCACCUGCACGCCAGUAACCUUCUCUCAAGAGACUCACAGGUAUUCAUGGAGGCCAGGGUGUUCUUCAGCUUGGAUGGGGAGCGGUACCAACAGACACCCCAGUACUUCAGCCUCGAUACAAGCGGAGAGGACGAAUGGGACCAUCACCCGAUACAGCUGAAGGACCGAGGGGGUGCUGCUCGCAACGUCACAAUUCCGCUCCAGAGCAGAGUGGGCCGUUUCGUUAGGCUAGAGCUGGACUUCGCCAGCAAAUGGAUAUUGCUCAGUGAAGUGUACUUCGAUUCUGCACCCAGUCUUAGCAACGUCACAGACGAGCAAUACUUCCUUCAACAGGACAGCGUGCAGGAGCCUUCAGGAAACCCGACCAAUCCUGGCGGAGAAACCACACGCGCUAGGAAGGAAAUUACCCCUGCGACAAGUGCCAGUAACAACCAUCAAGCCUACAUCGGCUUAAUCACGGGGGUACUAGCGAUGGUGGUACUCCUGCUGGCGUGCACUGUGGUACUCAUGGUGCGUCGAGGACGUAAGAAAGUGGCUCUACUACACAAACACACAGCCCUGGUGUCCAGCAGCACUAAACCGGGUGUCACCAUAAACAUGAAGGACCUCAAGAUGAACAUGGCCCUGUCUACUCCUAUCAUCAACAACGGUCUCUCUCGCUCCCGUGUUGCAGCUGCUAAGAAUAAGAAUAAAGUGUCUGGCAUGACAACACCAUCUGGUAAUGGGAAGGUGAACAACAUCUACGGGCACAUGGUUGUGGGCGAGGAGUCAGAGGAUAGUGAGAAUUCGUCAGUCUACCAUGAGCCUUACAAACUGCUGCCAUCCACAAAGCAGGAGUACGGAUGUCUGCUCAAGAAAGAUACUCUGUCCUCAAGCAAAAGUGGCGAAUACACUGAUUUCACGAGUGUGAACAGCUUCCAGGAGGAUGUGAAAUUUUCGUCCUCGUCAUUCUACAACCUGACGCCACCCCCACCUCCAACUUCUCGCCCCCCUCCGUACGAGGUGCAGAAUUUCCCCACCCCAACGAAAACCCCGCCAAGCAACACUCCAGUCGAGAACUACUAUGCUGCCACGGACAUUGUGAAGACGGAAAGGCGAGAACAGCAUUUCACACCCGGAAAGUUUACUCCAAUCAAGAUUCCCGAGGGUCCUCCUCGAGACGGAGUUGUUACCUCACUUCUAGAGUUCCCGCGACACCGACUUCGCCUGGUGGAGAAACUCGGCGAGGGAGGCAUCGGGAUGGUUCAUCUGUGCGAGGCAGAGGGAAUCCCCGAGUACAAUGGAGUGUCCUCUUUUCACAAGAAGCAACUUGUAGUAGUGAAGUCCCUCUGGCGUGGAUGUGGAGAAACAACGAGACAAGAAUUUCUCCGCGAAGUUAGCUGGUUGGCGAGCAUCAGGGACACGAAUUUGACACGUAUCAUUGGAAUCUGUGGCCAAGAAGAGCCUCUGUGUGUCAUUCAGGAACACUCGGACCUUGGCAACCUUCCACAAUUUCUGCAGCUCCAGAGCCUCGCUGCAGAGGAAGGCACUUCUACGCUCAGUUAUGGUUGCCUCAUUUUCCUGGCAACUCAGGUUGCCUCCGGGAUGAAGUACCUGGAAUCGCUGGAGCUGGUGCACAGGGACUUGGCAGCGAGAAACUGCGUGGUUGGCAAGAACUACUCUGUGAAGAUCUCUGACCACGCCAUGUACUGCGGCCGCUACGAAGCCGAUUAUUAUGUGAGUGAUACAAAGGCACGCCUGCCCAUCAGAUGGAUGGCUUGGGAGAGUCUUCUGCUAGGCAAACAGAGUACCAAGAGUGACGUGUGGUCGUUUGCUGUGACACUUUGGGAGAUUCUGAUGUUAUGCGGCCAGCAACCGUUCGCCGAACUGACUAACGAACAAGUUAUAGAGAACUGUAACCACUGGUACCAAAACGAUGGCCUGCAGCGGUACCUCUCGCGUCCCCCUGCAUGUCCUCGUGAGAUCUAUGACCUUAUGGGAGAGUGCUGGAAGAGACACGAAACGGAUCGUCCACGGUUCGGAGAGAUCCAUCUCUUCCUCCAGAGGAAGAACCUUGGUUAUGUUCCUGCCAAUGGCUAGGUAACUGAAGAACAGAAGUAAGUGACGGGUGUAUGGAAGUAUAUCACUUUGUUCAUAAAUAUCAAAAUAUCUUUGGGUCUUAUCGAAACGAAAGGCACUUCGAAGAUUCUGUGGUAGGAGUCCUCAUAACAGUGUCGUAAGAAAUAUCAAAGGCCCUCGGUAAUUUCUAUGCCUUUCAAAACAAAGGCAGAAUUGCGAAACCAUUGUCUUGUGGGACCAUUGGAAGAUGACAAUGUUAACGGCCUUCAAAACAGUUCUUCAAAUGGGAGUAGGAAAUGUCGGUUUUUUUUUGUGAAUGCAUUUCUUUCUGUCCUUGUUUUAUGGAGCAAAUAGAAGAAAAUGCAGACAAAGUAUAAAUUAUUUAUCCAAUUAAUUUUAAAAUGCACAUGAAAAAAUUCAAGGACUAGCUCAUCGUUUGUAGAAGUGGUCCACGUGUCACAUCGAAUACUUUAAAAUGAAAGGGUAUAAAUUACGUUUUAAAUCUUAAAAAUUGCGAAGAAGAUAUAAUAAGAUGCAAUCUAUAUGCCUGGUGUUACCACAUGUAUGUGCUCUGAUGUGAGAAAGUGGAAACCGACAUCAUAUUGAGAUUCGUGUGAUAUCACGGUCAGUUUAGUUCAGGGCGACAGAAGUGGUAAGAAAAACAAAGAUUGUUAUUUGGUUUCUAGCUGACUUUUUGCACAAACUGAGCAUUGAGUGGAAUUAAUAAUGCGUUAUUUCAGCUGUCUUCAUUACAAUAUUGAGAAAUCAGCCAGAAACCUAAUGAGUAUUUUUCACUUUUCAAUCUCCGGUGGUUAAUAAUUAAGUUUCUGGCGUAUUUCAUAGAAUGGAACCCAGGACACCCGUUGAAACGAGGUAAGACAGAGACAUUUGCAGCCUCUCUCAUUUUUUAAAAAGGUCAAAAUUAAAGAAAAGGAAGAAAUAUACCAGUUAUUAAUAAUAUCGCAUUGUAAGUAUUUAAAAAUAUUCUUGUAUUCUAAAUAAGUUGUCUCUCUCAGCAAAAACAGCCUUAAAUUUAAGUUCAGAAAGUAAAUUCUCUAACCUCCUCUUUCCUUGCCAAACCGGCUGCGUUCCUAAGAAAGAACCUUGGGGGUGUCCAUACAUGAAGCAGUGCUCUGGACUGAGAUGUCACAGUUAACCUCCACAUCAAGCAAAGAAGAUCACUGCAAAAUAUUCUGAUGGAAGGAACAGUUAAACUGGAGAAUGCUGAGUCGUUUAUUUUAGAUGUAGACUUCACUUGAACCUGUGCCAAUAGUUUUCUUCUCCAUCUCCUCAUACGUCAAAAUAAUCACAUGUUUAAUUUAAUAAUCUAUCGUGUUCUUCAUAGGAUAGUGAUGUUGAUGAAUAAGAUAUAACUAUUUUUCACGUCUCGUGUGAUCAUUCACUUUAGUGUCUUUCUCGCCGUGUGGGUGGGAUGCAACAUUUAUUGCCAAACCAGUCAGAAGUGUACACGGCGAAGUUGAACAAAGAAGUAAUAUACAAUAUGCGUUCUCUAUCACGAAUCUUAUGUGUGAUUGAUUGUGUGUGCACUGAAUUCAAAACUGAAUGAAUGAAUGAAUGAAUGAAUGAAAGUCACAUUUGUAUCAUCAUGAAGUAGUGAAUAGAGAAUAAUAUUCAAGUCUCCCAAUACUUCUGCACACACUUAAAUGUAAAUAUAUUACAGAAACGAGAAAUUUUAAUCAAUUCUUUUGCACUGAGUUUACUUUGCUUAUAUAUCCCUCUUUUUCUUAGAUAGUAAAUUAUGUGAAAUUUAGAAAUACAUAUAGCGAGGAUAUAAUCGCCAGGACAACACUGUACUGAGAAAAAUAACUUAGUUAUUAUAAAUGAAAUACAGUUAUAAAUUCCAGAAAAUUAAAAAUGGAAAUAGCUCAAUUUUAGGUGUACGACAUUUUGAUGGUUUCGUGUGAAAUUAUAGAUUAACAUUAUUAUAAAUAAGAAAUAAACUGAUUUGUCAGAGAUGGCUGAUAUAAGUUUCUAACGUGUUAAAUUUGGCCUAUUCUGUGCGUGAGUUUGGGUUGUAAUGUGGUACUUUCAAAGUGUAGUGUGUGUAUUUGUGUGUGUGUGUGUGUGUAUGGAUACAUGAAGUUACAAGUUAAACUUCUGUAAUAAAUUUCUAUCUUAGGAACAUAAAAACGUACUUUGUGGUGAACGUUUCAUGCUAAAGACAGGUUCAUCUCCACGAAUCAUUUCACAGUGAUGGUUGUGACAGUAUAGCAAGCGUAAACGGGUGACAGAAGUUUCGCGACAGGUCAACUGUUGUUCACUUGAAUGCUUUUUAUUUUCUUAAACUACUUUCAAAAGCGAACAUUCCAAUGAAUCAUAGCAUUGAAGAGUAAGUUCGCCAUCAGUUGUAAUAAAAGGGUAAGAGUCCUUAUACUAAAGUUACUUCCUAUGAACUUUUGUUACUAACAUUUAUCAUAUAUGUGUUUUGAUGGAAACUAAAUAAAACAACUUUAAAAGAAAAUGGUGUCUCGUGUAAAACUUAAAUAUUUUUCUGAAAUCAGAGAUUAUUACUUAACAGUGAUAAGUUAUUUAUGAGAACAGUUUAAAUAUUCUGUUGACAAUCUUCCUCAAUUGCGCACGCCUAGAUAUGUCUCUAUAUAAAGAAGUGAAAAAAUCUGAAUGCAGAAAGACAUUACAACAAUUACGAGAGUUCUGCGAAUAAUUAUCGUAACCUUUAUUAUUAUUCUUAUAUUUAUUAUUAUCUUAAGAUGUUGCCAUUGGAAUCCUAUUUCAGUGAUCAAUUAAUGUGAAACCUGUCAAGAGAUCCUCCUUCGAGGUCUAACGACAUUCCAUAUUCAGUGGCGACUCGUAGUAAUCCGUUUGCCCAUAUUAAUUUUAAUUUCGUGUAUUUAUGUCUGGUUUUGUGGUACUCAGUGGCAAGUUGUACAGAUAUAUUCAGUGGCUUUUGUAGUGUCUAAGGAAACGUUAAUCUCUGCCCUGCAGGUUCCUGUGAUUUUGAAAAUAACAUUCACUCGUACCACUGUACUUUGAGCAGUAAAUAAUAUAUAUAAGUAAUUUAUCCUCAUAAUAACGCAAUCUUCCGAUCUGUCUCUAGUUAAACUUUGAAACGCCAAAAUUAAUCAUUAUAUUUCUAUCGUUUUUGUUACAACACUCUUUAUUUGUCAACAGUGACUUAGAGCAGAUGUUAACAAGAUGGUAUCCCAGAUAAUUUUAAAUGGCGGAAAAUACUGGAAACCAGUAAGAGUAUAAUGAACCGGGAUACCUCAAUCGGACUAUGGGCAGGAGUGCCGGGGUUCAAUUCCAGGCAGAGGCAAGACAUUUUUCUCUACUCCACAGCAUCUAAACCGGCUCUGGGACUGAUCCGGCCUCUUACACAUUGGGUACUGCAAGCUCUUUCCCCGGGGUGAGAAUAGCAGGAGCUUCAAGCUCACCACUAAACUCCAUCUAGUGCCGACGACAAAAAUGAUGGAACCCUACCUCCAUUCCCCUAGUAAGUCUUCAUGAUGUAUAUUUAAUUAAGCACAGGGAUAACUUUACUUUAGUCACGAUGUAAAAUUAUGUGAAACAUUAGCAAUGUUUUCUCGUAAAUUUGUAUUUUAUUUAUUUGUCGCUGUACUGUGUCAGAAUAGAGACGCAACUAGGAAGGUAAAGCGGGGUAAGGAGUGAGCCUUGAAAUAUGCUCACAGAGCGAUGGAGUGGGGGGGACUGCGCCUACAAACAUCUCUAUUUUGACAGACUGUAGAAUGUUAAGACUUCUAUAGGUCUUCAACAACCGUGUUCAUAACAAAUUUCAUGGAGCUGAGCCCUUCUUGAGAAGCCCAUAUGUGUGCGCACCCACUCAA